GUUUGGUAUGAAAUAUGGAUCUCUCUAACUGUUUGUCCCCUAUGGUAUCUAUUAUAGAGUAGCCACUCUUAUAAUCACUUAAAUCAACGCUUAAGCAUAUGUGUAUUUUGUACGGUAGCGAAUCCCUGCCUUUUGCAAUAGGGGGAAAAGUUAAAGAGAUCCGGAAAUAUUAGUUCUCUGUCAAAAACUAUUUCUGGAAACUUUCGAGAAUGAAAUAUUCCGCUGAAUUUCUCGCUACAGUUGUGGUGGUCGUGCUGUGUGAGCUGGUUUUAACUUCAGAAGGGACAACUUUGGAGGGAGACUGGCACGUAAUGUCGCCUUCUAACGUGGGAAUGACCAUGAAACAGUUCCAAGACAAUCUAAUGUCGGACGAGGACUUCGCAGAUGUGGCUGACACUCUUCUCAGUUUGGGAUGUGACCCCCAAUCGACCUUCCUCCAGAGUGUGUCAGCCAACUAUGAUGACCCCUACUCUGGUGAGGCAGCGAUGGAAGUGAGGUGUGGCCGUCAGCAUAAAUGGAUAUAUGGGAAGAAUUACCCCGUAGAAGUUCAAAGUAUUUUCCCUGAAGAUCCCACUGUUUGAGGAAUUAAACUCAACCAUUGCAUCUUCGUUAAAUUGUCACUUUUUGCCUAAAUUUGAG
Symsagittifera roscoffensis is the source of this 639-nucleotide messenger RNA. RefSeq lists its product as uncharacterized. Lineage: Eukaryota; Metazoa; Xenacoelomorpha; Acoela; Convolutidae. The record is from RefSeq and is a predicted model, not a curated record. The transcript has 3 exons. Bases 210 to 581 code for a protein of 123 amino acids.